AUGGCCGACGAAAGAGAGCCUUUGCUUUCUUAUCAUGAGGUGCAGCGGGAGAGAACGGAACAGCUACUCGCUCACGAAAUCACAGCGAGCGCGCAGGCUAAUGAGGACUACCCUAUCGAUCAUGGGAAAGUAGCGUGGAUGCAGGUUUUGGGUGGAUUCAUUCUGUUUGCGAAUAGCUGGGGUUUGCCAAAUACGUUUGGUGUCUUCCAAACCUAUUACGUUGAUUCUUUACUUCCAGGGCAAGAUGCGGCGCGCAUCGCAUGGAUCGGAUCGAUCCAGCUGUUCUUCACCACCAUCGGUUGCUUGCCUGGAGGUGUACUGCUUGAUCGAGGAUACCUCAAAAGUGUUAUCGCAGUCGGCACGGCGCUAGAAGUGCUUGGACUGAUCCUGACUUCCUUCUUCAAGAGCUACUGGGCCAUCUUCUUUGCCCAAGGAGUGCUUAUGGGCAUUGGAAGCGGGCUGAUGGCGAUAGUCCCCGUCGCUGUGCUAGCCAUGUUCUUCGAGAAGAAACGUAUGCUGGCUACUGGUCUUGCGUCGACUGGUGCCAGUGUGGCUGGUAUCGUCUUUACAAUUUCUUUACGCUCGCUUUUCCUCAGCGUGGGUUUUGCAUGGGCCGUCCGCAUCUUCGCGCUCAUCAUUCUCAUCACGAAUCUUGUCGCUUUUUUUGUGAUGCGAUUGCAACUCCAGUAUGGAUCCAAGGGCUCUAGCUUCGGCUUUCAUCACUUCAAAGAUGUGCCAUACACGGUGUUCGUCAUUGCAUUUACCCUGUUUGUUGCAUCAUCCUUUGUACCAUUCUUCUUCAUCCAGGAGUAUGCCAUCAAAUUGGGUGUGUCCAAGGACAUGGCGUUCAACUUGCUUUCGAUCAUGAACGCUGCCAACAUCUUUGGACGUUUUGUGCCCAACUUCAUUGCUGACCGGUACGGUGGUGUCAACACCCUACUUCCUCUUGCCAUCGCAUGCAUCAUCACCCUCUGCAUGCUUCCUCUCGCCCAUGAAAUCAACGGUCUCAUUGCCAUCAGUAUCGUAUAUGGCUUCCUUUCUGGCGGCGUCAUCAUCAUUCCUGGACCUACCAUUACUGAUCUGUCGCCUAACAAGGCUGAAAUUGGCGUUCGACUCGGUCUUGCGUACCUCGUCGCUGCUUUCGGUGGAUUGUUUGGUAAUCCCGCUACUGGCGCUAUCAAAGGAGAAGGCAACGGUGCAGUAGACAACUUCAAAGGAGUAUGGUUCUGUGCGGCAGCCGUUAUGGGUGCGGGUGUCGCGGCGCUUGUUGUCACUAGGUGGUUGAAGUUAGGUAGCGCGUGGGCUGUGGGAAGAGUGUGA
This is a messenger RNA of Alternaria postmessia, 1320 nucleotides long. RefSeq lists its product as uncharacterized. Bases 1 to 1320 code for a protein of 439 amino acids. Gene Ontology annotation, biological process: transmembrane transport. The transcript has 3 exons. The record is from RefSeq and is a predicted model, not a curated record. Lineage: Eukaryota; Fungi; Ascomycota; Dothideomycetes; Pleosporales; Pleosporaceae. Gene Ontology annotation, cellular component: fungal-type vacuole membrane. Gene Ontology annotation, molecular function: transmembrane transporter activity.